CAUUUUGCGAAAGAGGUCAUUUUCGCGGCGUCACAUUUCGUGUGCUCUCCCAGGGCCAAUGGGCCCAUAUGGGCAUUGGCUUGCAAGCGCCCUGGCCCCUUGGUCUCUAGCUGCCCGCUGGCCAGCAGGGACCGUUAUGGAGGGGUCAGAAGAGCAGUAGCUGCAAGACUACUGCUUCCAGAGACCAGCAAAAAGUCGUCACGUUCUUGCAAGUAGAUUGCACUUCGCCUUCAAGUUGGUAACUUGGUCGGACGUGCUUCUCAACAGCAGGACGCCAUCUGCAGCAAGCAACCAGCACCACCCGCGCAGCCGACAGCUAUAAAUCUGUGCCCUGUUCCUGCAUUUGCAACCAACAACAGCUUUCCACCUUUUCACCUUGCACGCCGCUUCCAACAGCCAGUCCUUUGCCUCCAUCUUGUCAACCCCUUUUCGGAACCUCUCAGUUUUGCCAAGAUGUCUUGCGCUAUCCCCUCAGGAUCUGACGCUUAUGCCAAGUUGUACCCUGAGACCUCUAGCGAUGGGGUGCUCCGCCUGGGCAACAUUGUCCCUGACUUCUCCGCAGAAACCACCAAGGGCCCCAUGCCCAGCUUCCACAAGUGGAUUGACGGCCACUGGGCAAUCCUCUUCUCCCACCCUGCUGACUUCACUCCGGUGUGCACCACCGAGAUUGGGAGACUGGCGCUAAAGUACGACUACCUGAGCUCCAUUGGUGUGAAGCUGGCCACUCUCUCCUGCGAUCCGGUGAGCAGCCACACCAAGUGGCUGGAGGAUGUGGUGGCGCACUGCGAGAACAAGAUCACGAUCGACUUCCCCAUCAUCGCUGACCCCACGCGCGAGAUCAGCGUUAAGUAUGGCAUGCUGGACCCCACCAUCAAGGACAAGGAGGGCCUGCCCCUCACCUGCCGCGCCGUCUUCAUCGUCGGCCCCGACAAGAAGCUGAAGCUGUCUUUGAACUACCCUGCCUCUGUUGGACGUAACAUGGACGAGAUUGUCCGUGUGACUGACGCCCUCAUGCUUUCGGCCAAGCACUCCAUCGCUCUCCCCGCCAACUGGCCCAACAACCACGAGAGCAUCGGCAUGAAGGGCUCCGCGUUUUUGCUGCCCACUGUAACCAAGGAGGACGCGCAAAAGCACUUCCCGGGAUACAAGACAUGCGCGGUGCCUUCAGGCGUGGAGUACCUCCGCCUCACCAAAAUCGAGGACCUAAAGUAGAGUCGGGUCUAUCUAAAGAAGUCGCAUUUGUUAAAUAGUGUGUCGUCGGUCAUGUCUCUUAAGCCUACAGACUGUAUAGAUAUGCUGCCGAUAUGUGAGACGUGCAAGUUGAGUUGUGAAGUAGAGAAUUGCAUUAGAAGCGAGCCACCUCGAACCGGUCUCGAAGGAUAUGUUCGGAAACUCGAUGGAAAUAAUCUACCUUUAUAAGCGGGGCUGCACGGACGUGAGGUUUAUCUCAUCAUCAUCAAUAAAACAGAGUUGCGAAAUUCGACUCCUAAGUUCGGCUCCUUAAUGAAAGUCAUGAGAGG
Klebsormidium nitens is the source of this 1520-nucleotide messenger RNA. The record is from the annotation of a GenBank genome assembly. NCBI's taxonomy places the organism in Eukaryota, Viridiplantae, Streptophyta, Klebsormidiophyceae, Klebsormidiales, Klebsormidiaceae.